This is a messenger RNA of Cottoperca gobio, 1185 nucleotides long. RefSeq names its product glutamate-rich 2 (gene erich2). The record is from RefSeq and is a predicted model, not a curated record. Bases 333 to 1010 code for a protein of 225 amino acids. The transcript has 9 exons. Lineage: Eukaryota; Metazoa; Chordata; Actinopteri; Perciformes; Bovichtidae.
CCAUGCAAUGAACAGAAACACAUAAUUUACUUUUUAAAAUGAAAAUCAACUACGUACACACCUGCAUCAAUGCUUCUCCAUAAAAGUCAUGGCACAAAAUUAAACAACAGUCUUUGGCCAACAUACUUGUUUUUAUAGUUUCAAGAUUUCCGGCAGCACCUGAAGGCAACACUGACUCUGAGUAGCUUUGUCACUAUGGUAACGCGUUGCAACCAUCGUUUUCCCUGCUGGUUAACCAUAGAAAGAGAAAACCUUAUUCGACAUUACAGGAAAGUUUUACAAUUUAAAAAAAUUGUGCAUUUAAUACAGUUGCUGUCGCUUUAUCUUCCUCCAUGAGCAGGUUAGAGUGUUUGGGGAAAUCCUCCACCAGUCCAAAGAAACAGUUGGUAGCAGAAGUCACCUUUGCUCAUGCCAAGACGCAUAAACCCAAUGAGUGCUCACCAAAGGAAUCCAUCAACAUAAUACCAAGGGUUGAAAAAUGCACACAGUCGACUGCAGGGCCUGACCAAGAUCUGACAAUGAAAGACUUGAGGAAGAGCCCAGACUCACCACUAACAGAGGGAACAAAACAUUGUCCUCCACCAGCUGAGCCUCUCCCCACACAUGGAGAGGAAGAACAGAGCGAGGAAGAGGGUGUUGAGGAUGAAGACAUUAAGGCACCAGUGGAGCUGAUAAUGGAGUUCCUCAGAGCUGUGAUGGACAGAGACUUCCAGCUGGCCAGCAAACUGUGUCAGAUGAUUCUCAUCUAUGAACCAGACAAUCCUGAGGCCUCUGAGUUUCUCCCGCUGAUCCAGAAGAAGCUGUUGGAGGAGCAAGAGGCCGAGCAGAGCACAGAGGAAGAAGAAGAAGAAGAUGAGGAUGACGACUCCGAUGAGUCUGGGAGCGAUGAGGAGUCAUUUCCGAGCUCAAGAUGCUCUUCAUCGCGCUCCUCCUCACCAUCAGAUGAUGAUGAAGAAGAAAAGCAAGUAAACAGACACAAGCCGUGUCCUCCUUCUCACAUCUCCCCCUAAAUCUAUUGUACCAAAACAACAGAGCAACUAAUGCCAUCUUGUUACCUUUGGAACAUUGUGUUUAUUGUAAUCCACUGAACUAUUUUCCACAGUCUUUGUUCAUUUUGCAGAAAUUGUGACAAUUAUGUAUGUAUUUUCAUAUUUCACCUGCAAAUAAAAUAUGUAAUGUGGACAA